Molecule: messenger RNA, 1521 nt
Organism: Vicia villosa (hairy vetch)
Lineage: Eukaryota; Viridiplantae; Streptophyta; Magnoliopsida; Fabales; Fabaceae
Exons: 5
Coding region: 1-1521 (506 amino acids)
Source: RefSeq, a predicted model, not a curated record
AUGUAUCAUGCUCUUGAGGAGCGCCUCAAAGCCAUUGAGGUUGCUAAGACUUCAAGCUUCAAUACUGCUGCUUUGUGCUUAGUUCCUGGGAUUGUUAUCCCCCGGAAGUUUAAAGUGCCUGAUUUUGACAAAUACAAAGGGGUCACCUGCCCAGAGACUCAUCUCCGUUCUUAUUGUCGUAAGAUGGCUGCUCAUGCUGAUAACGAGCCAUUGCUUAUGCAUUUAUUUCAAGACAGUCUCACUGGGGCUCCGUUAGAAUGGUAUAUGCAGCUUGAAAGGACUAAUAUUCGUUCUUGGGGGGAGCUUGCCGACGCUUUCUUGAAGCAUUAUCACUAUAACACUGCUAUGGCCCCUAGUCGUGCUCAACUUCAGAAUAUGGCACAAAAGCCUGAGGAAUCCUUUAAAGAGUACGCCCAGAGGUGGCGGUCGUAUCUUCAGCACAUGGUCAGUAAUACUUCUCCUUCCUUCUCAGAUGUGGUUAUCAUUGGUGAACGAGUUGAGAAUUGUGUUGAAGCUGGUACCAUUCAAUGUGUGGCUGGUCCUAACAACUCUAAUGGAAAUGGUAAGAAGCCAUACUCUGGAUUUGUGAAGAAGAAAGAAGGUGAGACUAGCACCGCCUCUGUUGACCAAGGCCAAGCUCCUGUAUAUUCCGGUUUUCCGCCUCCAUAUUAUCCAAUGCCUUAUGUUGUUCCUAGCCCGUAUGUCCCUCAGAAUCGCCAGCAAAAUCCAAGGCCUCAAGGUCAAAGAGCUCCACAGAGGCAAAGAUAUCUUGAAAGGCAUAUAGACCCAGUUCCAAUGCCAUAUGCUCAUAUUCUUCCUCAAUUGCUUGCUAAUCAGUUGGUACAGCUUCGUGAACUUGGUCCUCCACCUGAUAUUCUUCCCCCAGGAUAUGAUAAUAAUCUUAUGCCUCCCCACGCAGGUGCGACCAAUGCUAUUGAAUUGUGUGACGAGCAGAUAUCGGUAACAGAUGUUAAUGAGAUCAGGAUGCCGCUCGCAAUCGUUAGAGAACAUCUCGUGCAACAAGGGAUCUUGCGUGAACUCCACGACUUUUGUUUGCAAUGUUCCUCUAAUCCAGAGGAGUGUGCCAGGUUGAGAAAUGAAAUUCAAAAGCUGAUAGAUGAAGGCAUUCUUAGGGUGGAAAGAGUUGUUUCUGAUGAAGAUGUGGCUACUCUAGAAAUCCCUUACUAUCUCGCUGAUGUGUCAAAGGCUCAAGGAACCCCUUUGAUUAUUCAGGCUCCGAGAACUCCGUUGGUUAUUCAGGCUCCGAGAACUCCGUUGGUUAUUGAGGCUCCGAAUACUCCUCUGGCCAUCCAUUCCCAGGCUCCUUCAACUUCAUCUCCCGCUUCUUCUUCAUUGGGUGAUUCUAAGGUCGUUCCUUGGAGUUAUAAUGAUGUUGGUCGAAUCUUUGCUGCUCCGCCUCCCCCUCCCAAAGAGACCAACAAGGAUGUUAAUGCACAGACAAAGGGGAAGCAAGUUGCUGUUGAUCCUCCUGAGCCCCGUACUGCACAAGACGCUGAAUAA